Molecule: messenger RNA, 4022 nt
Organism: Anolis carolinensis (green anole)
Lineage: Eukaryota; Metazoa; Chordata; Lepidosauria; Squamata; Anolidae
Gene: armh3
Product: armadillo like helical domain containing 3
Exons: 26
Coding region: 113-2182 (689 amino acids)
Cellular component (GO): cytosol
Source: RefSeq, a predicted model, not a curated record
UUGCCGUUUUGCUGUAGGAGGAACGCGCCUGCGUGCUGAAGAGGAGGCGGGGCGUAGUUUUUCGGUGACGCAUGCGCAUAAGGAGGCGGGCAUCCCACUCAGUUGGCAAAUCAUGGCACAAGCUGAGAAGAAAGGUGGAUUGCUUCGAAGAUCUUCAGCCAGUAAAAAACCCUUGAAAGAGAAGGUUGUGUUGAUGUAUGAUGAAAUAUUUACGACAGAAGAUCCAAGUAAAUGUAACCCUCGCUUUUGGGAGGAGCUUUUCCUCAUGAAGGUGAAUUUGGAAUACCUGGAAGGGAAGCUCGAAUCUCUAGAUGGUGAAGAAUUAAUGAAGAUAAAAGAUAACAUUAACUGUUUGUUCCAGCGCUGCAUCCGGGCUUUGGCAGAAGAGCAUCCCAUUAGAGUGGUCAAUGCAUUGCAGACACUGUGUGCACUGAUCCGUGGUGUUCAUCAGAAGAAUAAAUCCACAUCUGGUUUUGACAUCAUCAACAUGCUGAUGGGCUUUGACAAAGCAGAAUUGUGCAUGAAGAAUCUGAUGGAGAGUUUGGACACACUGCUUUGUUCAGAAGGCUCUGAAAGCCUCAAAAGUUUGUGCCUGAAGCUAUUGCUCUGUUUGGUGACUGUGACAGAUAACAUCAGUCAGAACACAAUCCUGGAAUAUGUGAUGAUUAAUAGUAUUUUUGAAGCCAUCUUACAGAUCCUCUCCAGUUGUCCCAGUCGUAGGGAACAUGGUUAUGAGGCAGUAGUCCUGCUCGCCUUAUUAGUGAACUAUAGAAAGUAUGAGUCUGUGAAUCCGUACAUAGUGAAACUUUCGAUAAUAGAUGAUGAGGCCACACUCAAUGGAAUGGGACUUGUAGUUGGACAGGCAUUAUCAGAAUACAACCGACAGUACAAAGACAAGGAGGAAGAGCAUCAGAGUGGGUUUUUCUCAGCCUUGACCAACAUGGUGGGCAGCAUGUUCAUAGCUGAUGCUGAUGAAAAAAUCUCAGUUCAAACCAACGAGGCCAUCCUGUUGGCCUUGUAUGAAGCUGUGCAUUUGAACCGAAACUUCAUCACUGUGUUGGCCCAGAGUCACCCUGAAAUUGGUUUGGUGACAAUGCCAGAAAGCCCAGUUCCAACAACUCCAGUUACUCCACUUGGGACCACACCACCUUCUUCUGAUGUUAUAAGCACUGUGGAGCUGCCGCUAGAUGCAGAUGUGCAGACCAGCAACCUGCUGAUAACUUUCUUAAAGUACAGCUCCAUUGUCAUGCAAGACACCAAAGACGAACAUAGACUCCACAGUGGCAAGCUUUGUCUGAUUAUUCUGACGUGUAUAGCUGAGGACCAAUAUGCAAAUGCAUUCUUGCAUGAUGAUAACAUGAAUUUCCGAGUCAAUUUACACAGAAUGCCUAUGAGACACAGAAAGAAAGCUGCUGACAAGAACCUUCCCUGUCGGCCUCUUGUUUGUGCAGUACUAGAUUUGAUGGUAGAGUUCAUUAUAACACACAUGAUGAAAGAGUUUCCAAUGGACCUUUAUGUGCGCUGCAUUCAAAUAGUACAUAAGCUACUUUGCUACCAGAAGAAAUGCAGAGUGAGGCUUCAUUAUACGUGGAGGGAGCUCUGGUCAGCUCUGAUUAAUCUAUUGAAGUUCCUCAUGUCCAACGAGACUGUUCUGUUGGCGAAACACAACAUCUUUACUUUGGCUCUCAUGGUGGUAAACCUGUUUAAUAUGUUCAUCACUUAUGGAGAUACAUUUCUUCCAACUCCUAGCAGCUAUGAUGAGUUAUACUAUGAAAUAAUUAGGAUGCACCAGAGUUUUGAUAACCUAUAUUCUAUGGUUUUGAGAUUGUCUACUAAUGCUGGCCAGUGGAAAGAGCCAGCCAGCAAGGUGACCCAUGCAUUGGUCAACGUACGAGCCAUCAUCAACCACUUCAAUCCAAAGAUAGAGUCUUAUGCUGCAGUGAAUCACAUCUCACAGCUCUCAGAAGAGCAGGUUUUGGAAGUGGUGCGCUCCAACUAUGACACACUUACCCUGAAGCUGCAGGAUGGGCUGGACCAAUAUGAACGCUACUCGGAGCAACACAAAGAAGCUGCCUUCUUUAAAGAACUGGUUCGAUCCAUCAGCAUCAAUGUACGGCGCAAUUUGGCUUUCAACACCAUCAGCCAGGAGGCUUUGCUUAAAGAGUUUUCAACCAUUUCCUGAAGUGGAACACUUGCCUGCUUCCUGACCAGCCCUGGUGUUAUUGCACCCCCUUCCCCAGCAUUGACGAUAGCUCCUGGUUGUGGCAAGGCCUAACCCUAGCGUGUGUGUGUGUGUGUUUUUCCAGGAAAAAGGAAGAAGAGAUUUGAACUUGUCUCAUAUGCUUGGGACUAGAGAACCGACAAUGUGGACUGCACUGGAGAGUUGGUGUGAGAAAGAGUUAUUGUUCUUCCUCACUUUUGUUUGUGGUAACUCUUGGGCAGUGAUAAGAGUUUGCUCCCCAGAUGAGCAAAAUCAGAACAGAACAAUGUUGCUCAAAGGGCUCAUCCUUCCAAUUCUUUUGAAGUUGUCUGUUGCUGGGCAGUUACCUGAAGAGAGCUCGUGGUGCAGGAGCCAAGCCUUUUUAAUAAUAUGGGGCAGAUUAAUGAAUUCCUGCCAUAUGCACACAUGUACAAUAAGACCCUAGUCAUUAGCUUGGCUUGGGUGCUUUGAAUUAGCUGUCCUUGUGUAUUAUUAGCUCCUUCUCCAGCUGGUGUUGAAAUUGAACAGCUGAGGGCUCUACCCUUCCCUCUGUGUUAGUGCCUCUUGUUUUGAAUGGUGCUUCUGGAGGAUUUUCCCAGUGCCCAGUCUAAAAUACUUGGUCUCUGGAAUUCCUUAAGUAAGAGGCUACCUCUACCAAUCCCUUCUUACUCUUUCUACUGCCCUGUUUGAAGACUCCAGAGUUGAAUAUUAUGUACUAGUCAUUUAUUUUCAAAGGAGCAAUAAGGGAAGGGUUCCUAUGCUUCUACUGCUCAUACAACUUGAGUGUGUCAAUAUGAGCCAUUUCAUCUUGUUUCCAGAAUUCUGGUAGGUCUUCUGCAUUAGAUUCCUUGGUAUUUUCAACUGGCUUAAUGUGCAUGGACUCCUACCCUAGUGAUGAUGGUGUGAUCAACUGCUCUGGGCCACAUUGUCAAUAUCUUCUCUUUCAAACUGCCCAAACCAAGCUCCAUGACCGAACAGAAGAAGGAACAUUAUAACACAGCAUUUUCUCUUCGUUCCAAUGGAGUGUUUUAUUAGAUACGUAGCUUUAGGAAAUUAAUUUGCUGGAUGUAACAGUUGUUACAGCAUUUUAAGUAAAGGAGAGCUUGGUAGAGGGGAUCAAGUGCUUUACAUCUGUAAUACUCAGCUGAACACUUCUGUCCACCAAGUAGUGGAACUGCUGAUUACAGGACAUGUUGCUUGUGUUGUCUCAAACUUUCUAUUUUCCCAGCUUCUUAAAAACAAAAAUGGUAAACACACUACAUAACAGUAUUUUUCUUUAUACAUAUAAAAUAAAUACAGCGCUUUGCUGGGAAAGCCAAGUUGAUUCUUCAUCUGGAAUUGUGCUUGGAAUGACUAUCUCAGCCCACCAACAGAUUUUAGUAAAGGAUGUUAAUAGAAUUUGAUGCUCUGCCCAUUUGAGAUGAGGGGAAAGGGAAUACCAUGUAAUUUUUUAUCCAGAAUCCCUUCCACUGGAUACAAGCAGGUGUUGGGAAAGCAGGCAUACAUGCACCUUACUGCUUAUACUAGUUUAGCAGAUUAAUAUGCAGACAGAUUUGGUUUCAAAAAUAACUGCUAGUUUAUGCAUCAGUAUCUUUGAUGCCUAGUAAUGAAUUCUAGCACCAGGAGAUUGUGGAAGAACUUUUGUUUCCUAGAAGGAACACUGUGUGCUCCCUGCUGCCGAAACACCUGUAAGCGGAUGUAUAUAGAGUUCCUGUAGAGAUCAAUCAAAAGGGGAGGAGGAGUGUGCCUCUAAUCACUCUUUUGUGUGCAGUGUACUUUUUUGUGUUCUCUUUGGGAGGGGUAAUAAAUUAUUAUUACUCUU